This is a messenger RNA of Armigeres subalbatus, 4128 nucleotides long. It is a transcript of the gene Topors, whose product is annotated as E3 ubiquitin-protein ligase Topors. Bases 363 to 3326 code for a protein of 987 amino acids. The transcript is spliced from 5 exons. The record is from RefSeq and is a predicted model, not a curated record. Lineage: Eukaryota; Metazoa; Arthropoda; Insecta; Diptera; Culicidae. Gene Ontology annotation, molecular function: metal ion binding; ubiquitin protein ligase activity. Gene Ontology annotation, biological process: protein polyubiquitination; protein monoubiquitination.
CUUCAAGAAGAGAAAAAAAAGAUCUCCCAUCGUAGCCGUCGAAGUGCAACUAAAAUGGUGCAAUUUUUAAUUUGUGAAUUCCUUGCAGUUGUGCGAUUUUUCGGGGUUUGUAAUGUGAUGAAAUAAGCUUUGAUUAUCAAUGGAACGAUUUGCAAUGUGCUGCACAGGAGUUAAAUGGUGAACUGAUGAUAUUCGUAUCAUUUUCUAUCCCGGAUUCAGAUGAAGGAAAGUUUUUCUCGUUUCUCGCUAAUGGCGUAGGAGCGACCCAGCUAGACGUGAAAAAAGUGCUGAAACAUUUUGUUAUUAAAUUUGCGAAAGUUUGGGACAGAUUUCGGUUUGAAUUUUGAGGGCGAGUGUCGAUAAUGGAAGAAGUGCAAGUAAUAGACUGCCCUCCGACGCCGGAGAUUUUGCUGUCUUCGUCAACAACCCCCCCGAGGCCGUCGCUGCUGGACAUGCUGGACAGCUCAUCGUCCGCGGAGGAACUGGACAACUGCUCCGGGGAGGCCGGAAAUGACGAGACGGAAAGUGGUCGCAGUUCGCCCCCGCCCAAGUGUGCCAUCUGCCUGGGCAAAUGCCGUCAAAAGUGCUACACGGAUUCGUGCCGUCAUCAGUUCUGCUAUCGCUGUCUGCUCGAGUGGAGCAAGAUAAAAGCAGAGUGUCCUCUAUGCAAGCAAGUUUUUCGGUCGAUCAUCUACAAGCAAAAAUCCUACGGACACUACCAGGAGCAUAAAAUAUCUAUUGCUCCGCCGGUUUCGCCCGGCCAGGGACCAGGGUCAAGUGGAGGGGGAGCGGCACGGACGGUUCCCCAAGUUUAUCACCGUUUGGAUUUCACCCUGUCCCAGCCGCCACGAUUCACCUACAGUGCAACGCUGCAUGUUCAACCGAGCCAGAGCGAGCGACUGCAACAACUAUUCCUCCACCAAUCUGGCGAUGUCCAAAGGUUCAGUCGGGAAUUUCCGGACGAUUUCAUUCCAUCUAGACAGAAUGGUCCCGAGUGGAGACGCUACAUUUACCACAGAAGGUUACACGCCCGACCACUGGCGGACAUUAACGGACGGAUGAGAGAUUGCAGUGCUUCAUUUUAUCGUGAAAACCCCGCCCAAAUACAUCGCUUGAUGCCGUGGAUUAAUCGAGAGCUGGUCGCACUUUGUCGGAACAAUCCGGCACAGGUCUCAAUCAUAAUGGAGGACUUUCCCAAUCUGCUGAUGACCCACGACAUCACUUCGCCGGUAUUCCGCGAACGAGUUUCCUACUGGGGCUGGGUACGCACUACCCACUUUAUUCACGAAUUGCUCAACUUUGCCCGUUCGCCAUACGAUAUUAUUGGUUAUGAUCGUUCCGUCCAGUAUGACCCGUACUACAACAACAGCGUUGUAGUGCUGUCAUCGUCUUCGUCAUCCUCUUCAGAGGCUGGUCUCUCCGCGUCCGAAGAAGAGGACGAUGUAGUGCGGGUAGUAGAACCGACUCCGGGAACCUCAGGAACUAUGGAAUCGAGCGGGGGACCGAGUGGGAGCGCCAGACGAGGAAGGACACAAUUUACAAUCGAAACCAGAUCUUCUGAUCAAACUGUGAUUAUGACGGGCUCUUUUGGAGGAGCUGGAGUUAGUGGAAUCGUAUCGGUAUCCACCUCUGGAGCACAACCAAACAACGGAUCCGGAACAAGCACCAGUGUUUACCCGGAUUUGUCUCGGAUGCAACCGCUAACCUCGAUGUUACUUCAACCGCCUCCAGUUAGCCGACUAGAGGAUGGGGAAAACAUUUCCCUUUCGUCCAGUGAUAGCGACGACUGCCGGAUAGUCGGAGCGCUCAAACCACCCCACCUGCGAACUCCUGAAAUGGUCAGCCUAGAAUCGGAAAGCGACAGCGAUGUCGUAUUCGUAAACGAAGAUGCCACUAGAGCUAGAACCCAAGCCAUGGAUAACAACUCUGUUUUAGAGCAGCUUUUUCCAGAAACCCUUUUGAAUGAGGAGUUGGCUAAGCUUGAAACUCACAUGUUUGCAUCCGAGUACAACAACGGAGCUUCCACUUCCUCCGGCGGAGGAAGUGCGAGCGGUGGCAUGAAGAAAUAUUACGCAAAACCUCGACUGAAUAGAUACAGUGAAGGAACCGGCUUCAAAAGCAUCUAUGAAGCCAGCGAGUCAGAAAAAAGCCACGGAGAACCAAGCAUACAAAGCGAAUCUGACUCGUCGAGUCAUGACGAAGUCAAGUUCAAUAUACGAAAUCAAGCUCCAAUAGGCAUUCGCAAAAGGAAAUCUGUCAAACGUAGACAAGCAUCUUCAUCCAGAAGUAGCAGCUCAGCCAGUCGCGAUGCAAGCUCUUCUUCUGACUCAGAAAGUGAAAGCAGUAGUUCUUCCUCGAGUGGAUGCAGCUCUAGUUCUAGCAACGGGAGUGACAACUCUGCUAAUAAUUCUCUGAAAGUUACCCUCAAGAAGCGUUCCCGCAGGUCGAAUGUACGCUCUCCACGAAAAACUUCCAAACGAGUGCAAAAUGAAUCGAAAUCCAAAACCUCCAAAGUCAAGAAACGGAAGACCUCGUCCUCCAAACGAUCCAGUCGCAAGCGCCAAAAACUUCAAAUCCCUAAACAGCCCCCCAAAAGUUCAUCCGAGAGUGGCAAGGGUACGUCUGUUUCCUGCACUUCGGGACCCUCGGCGGAAAGUCUCAAAAUUGAAACCAACACAGUAGCACUCGCCCACCCUGCCGGGAGUUUCUCCGGCAAAAAACGUAAAAUGAGAAGCGCUGUUAUCAAACUGAAUCCAGUUGCAAAGGCAGCUCGGCAGCAGCAGCUGGGUGCUUCCAAAAGACGCCGAAAGGCGCCGAUCUGCUCCGAAUUAAUCACUAGCACUGACUUCUCAAGUGAGGAAAACAAACCGGAUGCAGACGAACAGCAGAUGCCACCAGCGCAGCAGCAAGAAGUACAACACGAAUCUACCGACACCAGCUCGCUGGAUACGGACACGUCUGAUAGCGAAGAAGGUCGGUGUACAAUCGCCUCUUUGAUACGAGCGGCCAAAACGAGCGACACCUUAGAGAUGAAGCAGCAAAGCACGUCUAGCAGCAGUUGCAGCUCCAGUAGCAAAAGCAGUAGCAGCGCAAAUUCCUCCUUAACUGGACCGUCGAGCCAGCGGGAUGUUGUUACCGGCAAUGCGGUAAAUGGUGACGACGAUGCGGAAGAGGACGAAGAGGAGGAAGAAGAAGACGACGACGACGACGAUAACGAUCAGGAAGAUGAGGAUGAGCAUAACGAAUCGCCGGUGGUUUCGACCAGCGAGGAAGUAGAUGUCUCGGUGGCGCAGGUGAUUGCUGUUGGAGCCGAAGUGGAACUCUGAGAUUUACUGCGGACUGUGGAGUUCGACGAGUGGUGAAAGGGGGAUAGAGUUGAUGUAAUCCUCAUCUCCAAACCUACGACGUGUUCGUGACUGUUCAAAAAUAAAUUUGUUCAUAAUUUAUAAGCCCUUUAUGCUAUAGGACAUAAGCUUCUACUAUUUGUUAAGUAGGACUAAAUCCAUAGAAACAAUGCGUACAACACUAACAAUGUCGACGUGAUGGAAAUAAACCAAAUUGUACUUACAGGAUUCACCAUUCUCCAGUUACUCACAUUAGACUUUUUUUUUAUCUUUUUUGAAAAUUCAUAUGCAGAAUGAAAGCAUCUAAAUUAAGUAAAUUGGUUAGAGCGACUCAAUGCAACCCUGAUAGGUGUAUCAAAUAUGUUAAACUUUUGCCAGUUUCCGGCUGGACGAAUCCGGAAGUAAUUCUUUCAUUCUCUGCAUUUUGAAUAAAAGACUUUGUAAAGAUAAAAAAUCGUGUUGUACGCCAUAACAAAAAAACAAAGGUAGACAGCUUUGCUACUACAAAAAAUGAAGCAUACACAUUCAACGAUGAUCUGUGAAAGACUCUAUCGAGCAGCAAUCGUCAACUCCGUCUAUUGUAAAUACCGGUUUAAACUAAAGAUGAAAUGAAUAGUGGUAGAACAAACAACUGCUUCAGCCCCUCGCACGAAGAAAUGCGUUUGUUCUCAAAAAAGUGUACAUGUUUACAUACGUAAACUAAAUUUCCCCGUAAAAAUCAAUGACAUCUUAUAAUAGUCUUCAGCAGUUUACUUUUAAAUAAAAGCAUCCAUAAAAAAGUAAA